Phyllostomus hastatus (greater spear-nosed bat) is the source of this 537-nucleotide messenger RNA. Its product is annotated as killer cell lectin-like receptor 2. NCBI's taxonomy places the organism in Eukaryota, Metazoa, Chordata, Mammalia, Chiroptera, Phyllostomidae. The transcript has 7 exons. Bases 115 to 537 code for a protein of 140 amino acids. The record is from RefSeq and is a predicted model, not a curated record.
CGCACAUCCAGCCCAUCCACCUGCAGGGGCUCAUCUCUUCUAUUUGGACCAGACUCCACUGGAGCGAAAACUCUACUGCACUGACACAGAAUUGUACCUCAAAAUUUUUCAGAGAUGAAUGAAAAAAAUACAACGUAUGUAGAUUUGAAACACCUUCCUUCCACAAAACACAUCCAAAAAGAAAAGAUAAAAGAGUCGGUAAUUUACUCAGAAGUGAACAAAUCUUCUUCAAACUGCAGUCAGACAAAGAUAACAAGGAAUAAAUCCCCCAAAGGAAAAGGGUCUUCAGUUCCAUUUACCUGGAGUCUCACUGUUGUGAUCCUUGGAAUCUUCUGCUUCUUGUUCCUUGUAACAACUGGAAUUUUGGGACUCGUGGUUUUCCAGGGUCAUCAUGAGUACCAGCCACAGAAACCACCACUGGACAACGUUACACAGGAAGACAAUUCCAUGUUGAAAAACAUAACUUUCAUAGAGGAACUGCUUCACACAGGAAGUAAGAGCAGCACAUGUGAGAGAAAACGGGCAUGCAACCUAUGA